Linum trigynum is the source of this 1181-nucleotide messenger RNA. Lineage: Eukaryota; Viridiplantae; Streptophyta; Magnoliopsida; Malpighiales; Linaceae. The record is from the annotation of a GenBank genome assembly.
CACCGUCAUAUUCAAUACUUUGCUUCCCGUGAUUUUCUGCCCUCAUAUCAUGUACCUCUUCCUGAACUGUUGGAAUAUGGUCUUGAUAUUGAGGGUCUUGUUCGCAAUCUCGGGUGGGAUUUCAUGUUGCCUCUUCCUUUUCCCUCUAUGUUCUGUCCUGAGCCAGUUCGCUUGAUCUUUUCGAACUUUCUCUCUUCCAGUCUAGCUUCCCGGACCUUUUCCUCAGUUGUUUAUGGGUCUCUAUUUACCAUUCCUCUCGACCAGCUAGCUGCAUCUCUUAAUAUUCCUCGGGUCGGUGAAGCCCUGGCUGAUGAGUCGGAACUCCCUCUAUUCAAUUUUGAUUAUGCUGAGGAGUUUCAUGAUCUCAUGGGAGUGCACCCUGCUCCUGGCUCUCUAAUGCCUGUCUCAGCUCUCAUGCCUGCUCUUAGGAUGCUUCACUACUGUAUAACUCGUGUUUUCGUUCCUAGGGCAGAGCAGUUAGAUCUUGUUUUGCCGCUUGAUCUCUGGAUCAUAGCCCAUGCUGUCGAGGGUGUUCCGCUUGACUAUUCUCACCUGGUAUUUGGUACCUUUUAUCGCUUCAGUGACCCCUUGCUCACGGUACCUUUGCCCUUUGGUCCUCUUAUCACCAACUUGCUUCUUGGCAUCCAUGUGGAUGUCUCUGUUUUUCACUCUCUCUCUCCAUCCAUGUUUCCCUCUGCUCAUGACGUGAUGGAUGCGAUUGAGAUUCCGAAUGAAGGGGAGGAUGGUGGCGUAGUAUGGAUCAGCAGCAGUGAUAGCAGCAGCAGUAGCAGUGACAGUGACGAUGGCCCCAACCUUGAGCCAUUUGUAGAGGCUCUUCAGGCGCUGAUGGAAUAUGGAUCUUAAGACAAGGGUGAUUCUAAAGGGGAACGUUCUUAAAGUGCUGUGUUGUUGAAGGGGAGCGUUCUUGAAAUGGCUAUGGUGUUUGCCUGGAAGUUUUGUUCUUUUAUUGACGGAUUCCCUUGUGGAUUUUCUAUUGAAUGUUGGGUUUGCCUGUUGAACUUGUGUUUUCUGUUGAAUGUUGGGCAUGGUUGUUGAACUGGUGUUUUUGUUAAUAUUUUGCUGUUCGAACUUCUUGAUGCCUCUUGCCUCUUAGUACUGCUUCUGAUCUUAACAUUAUUAUGUCUAACUUUUGUGGUCGAGAACAAAGGUAAUCUGUUUUG